Austrofundulus limnaeus is the source of this 1292-nucleotide messenger RNA. RefSeq names its product integral membrane protein 2C. Gene Ontology annotation, cellular component: Golgi apparatus; extracellular exosome; plasma membrane. Gene Ontology annotation, molecular function: amyloid-beta binding. NCBI's taxonomy places the organism in Eukaryota, Metazoa, Chordata, Actinopteri, Cyprinodontiformes, Rivulidae. The record is from RefSeq and is a predicted model, not a curated record. Gene Ontology annotation, biological process: negative regulation of amyloid precursor protein biosynthetic process.
GGACUUACCGCCUACCAUGACAUUGCUCUGGACAAGUGCUACGUCAUUGAGCUCAAUACCACCAUUGUGAUGCCUCCACGCAACUUUUGGGAGCUUCUCAUCAAUGUUAAGAAGGGAACAUACCUGCCUCAGACUUACAUCAUCCACGAAGAGAUGGUGGUGAGUGGCAAAGUGCACAACAUGCGUCAGCUGGGACCUUUUAUCUACCGCCUGUGCAACGGGAAGGACACGUACCGCCUGACCCGCCGGCUCACCCGCAGACGCAUCACCAAGCGAGACGCGAAGGAGUGCCACCACAUCCGCCACUUCGAGAACACCUUCGUGGUGGAGACGGUUAUCUGCGACGAGGCGUAAGCACCCGGGUCCCACCUGAAGGCACAUCUCCACUCACCCCUCCAGCCACUGUAGCAUCCACCUCUGGAUCUGAUCACAUCUCAGUUGCACUUUACUUGUGAUUUGAUGUACUUUGUAAAAGAUUUUUCAGUUUCUUGUUUGUUUGUUUUUUUAGUUUAUCAUGUGUUGUAUUUACCCUGAAGUGGUGAUGCAAUACUAAGUCAUUGGUUCUGUCACAGGAUUUUCCAUGUAGCAACUAAGCCAAUAAUAAAGGGUCAUUUCAACAUCUCUCCUCUUGGUCUUCGGGGGAUUCGUACUGUAUGCUGGUUACUGUCUCCAUGUGUCGUUAAGGCGACCGUGCUUUAGGUUUUUCCGAAGUCCCGAGGGUUACUUUGUGUUUCUUAGAUUUACUGAUAGUCAUUUGUGGAAAGUUUGAGCUUGGCUUACUUAAAUUUAGAAAUAAAAAUUGGCUAAUUUCUUUCUGUUUUUCUGUUGUGCGAUGUAAACAUAUAACUGCUGAUGACUAGCUGCCUGCUUGCAUUAUCUCUUGCCUGUUUGUUGCUUCCUCGCUCUUCUUUCUGCCUUUUUAUCAUAAAGUUGACUUCAAAGUUCCCUAAAUAACAUUUUGCUACUUUUAAAACUCAUUUAUCUCUGUUGCUCCUGUCUUUUUUUUUUGUUUGUUUGUUUGUUUGUUUUUUGCCCCCAAUGAGUCAUUUUUGCAGUAGUCUAUUUUACUUUGCAUGUGUUCAUCUUUAGUAGAAAAGAAAGACACUCUUAAAACAUUUAUUUAUUUUUUUCUUUGUGAAACGUUAAAGCCUUAGUCCAGUUACAACCUGGGCUAAAGUCAACACAAAGGGAGCACAUUAUCUGAUAUGUUAGCUUAGUAAAACUUUGAUCUGUAUAUUUUGCCUGCAAAUGACACCUGUCUGUGAAGUAAAUAAAAAUGACUUAAAACUCAA